Messenger RNA from Amorphotheca resinae ATCC 22711, 489 nucleotides. RefSeq lists its product as hypothetical. The transcript has 3 exons. Lineage: Eukaryota; Fungi; Ascomycota; Leotiomycetes; Helotiales; Amorphothecaceae. The coding region runs from base 1 to 489 and encodes 162 amino acids. The record is from RefSeq and is a predicted model, not a curated record.
AUGGGAGCCAUGGGAUCCCACGGAGCCCACGCGAUGCCUAUGCAUCCAACGGAUCCAUCCCCAAGCCAGACCUCGGCGGGUCCGACGUCCAAGCCUUCGGCGUUGGGCCAACUACAAUUGGCCUACCUUGCCCCAAGAUCCCAACGCAGAGACCCUCCGGUCAUGGGGGAGCUCGGUCUUCUUGGGAAGGAGAAGAAGAAGAAGGGGGAGAGGAAGCAGGAGGAGAACGAGGAGAAGGAGAAGGACAAGGAAGAGGAAGGCAAGGAGGAAGAGAAGAAGGGAGUGAAGGAGGAAGAGAAGAAGGAGGAGGAGAGCAAGCAGGAGGAGAAAGGGGAGGAGAAAGGGGAGAAGAAAGGGGAGGAGAAAGGAAAGAAGAAGGAAACCCCGUCACUCCUCCGCCGAACGCCACAGGACUCCUCGGCCAGCGGGACCGACGCUCGUAGGUCUCAGCCAAAGCCCCCGCCGCCGCCGCCUAUGCGCUUCUCUUAA